This is a messenger RNA of Labrus bergylta (ballan wrasse), 3165 nucleotides long. It is a transcript of the gene dnttip2, whose product is annotated as deoxynucleotidyltransferase, terminal, interacting protein 2. Gene Ontology annotation, molecular function: RNA binding. The record is from RefSeq and is a predicted model, not a curated record. Gene Ontology annotation, biological process: RNA processing. Gene Ontology annotation, cellular component: nucleolus. Lineage: Eukaryota; Metazoa; Chordata; Actinopteri; Labriformes; Labridae.
AACCUUCACACCGGAAGUAAGUUAGUGACCAGUAAGCCAAGAUGGUGGCCACCAGGAGAGGAGUACGCGUGUGCUCCCCGUCUAAAACAACCACUGACAUGUCAUCUGAUGUCCAGGCCACUCCUAGUAGAAGAACCAGAAGUACUGCAAAACAAGAAGAAAGCCCUACCCACAAUGCCUUGGUGGAAACCAGCAGCCAUCUUGAAAAAUAUGAGGGAGAACCCCAGGCAUCUCCACCUACGUCCUCGAUGAAGAGAUGCUCCAGAGCGUCCAGACUCCACAGUCCAGAUCAGCCGUGCACACCUGUCGGUUCUGUCCACGAAGCAGACCAGUCAGAGAUGGAGUCCUGCUGCUCUGCUGUGUCCGAUUCCGAACCGCCGAUGACUCGCACGAGACAAAGGAAGAGGGCGCCGCGUGCAGUACGUCAAGAGGACGAGGAUAUAUCUGAGGUGGAGUCAUGUUCUUCAGUCGUGUCUGCAUUAAAAGCUGGACAAAGCGUCCGCCGCAGCACAAGGAGGAAACCGACAAGGACUGACCCAGAUCAGGUGAAAGUGGGAGAUGUUAAGGUCGACGUGGUUCCGGAGUCAGAGUCCGGCAGCUUUGUUGUGUCUGAAUCCCAGAAAAUCACCAGAAGUCAGAGGAAAACUCGCUCCAGGUCAUCUGCUAAACAAACAGAAGACUCGGAGCUCUCAGACGCAGAGAGCUGCACGUCCAACGUCUCAGAAGUCUCUAAGACCCGUAGAUCAAGAAGGCAGAUUGGUUGCAUCCCCAUUCACCUCAAUGCAGCCUCGGGAAGUUCUCCCUCCCCAGCACUGAGAACUCUGAGGACUCGGGUAGCCAGAAGUAAAGCCUCUGAUGUGAGUGAGCCCCCCUCUUGUGACUCAGAGGGGUUUGAGUCCGGGUCUUCUCACGGUAUGGCGACUCGUAGACGGGGAAAACCUGGGCCGAAAAUUGUCGACUCCGACUCUGAGCCGUCAGAUGUGUACGCUCCACUGGGCAGCCCUUGCUCCACACGCAGCAGAGGAACCCCCUGCAGCAGCCGCACAGGCUCAGGUAGCAGCAGUAGAGGUGCUCUGUCCUCCAGGCACACGAUCAAGGAUCUCAGUGUUGUUCUAGAAAAAGCAGCUGAGCCAGCCGAGGAGGACACUUCAUUCAGUGGGUCGAUGUUAGAAAGCACGGUGAUUUCUGUGGAUGGAGACCAGACACUGUUGGAGGAGGAUGAGGCCCAAACACUGGAAGAGAAGGAAGCUGUGAAUGCUGAUCUGACGUCAGAGGAGGCAGAUGUGGCUAGAGUGGAGGCAAAAGUAAAAGUAAUUCCAGAAGAAGGCUCCCUGUUAUCAGAAGAAGCUGCUUGUAAACCUGCAGUGACUGUUGGACACCAGCAGGAGGAGCCAUGUGCUGAAAGUAAGCACGAAGACAACUCGGAAAUGGAAACGAUGGAGCAAAUAAAACCACCAUCAGAGCAGUCAGAGCCUUCAGUUACAGUAACAUCAGAUGAGAGGACUCCUGAGAUCACAGAGGAGACGGAAGACAAAGAUAAUGCAGCGGAUGUGGACGACCACUCAUCACAGGCAGAUGAGGCUGUUGAGGUAGAAACUAGACCCAGGGAGGAGGAAGAGGAGGGGGAGGAGGGGGAGGAGAAAAUGGAAGUCAGCACAUUGAAUAGAGAUGAUCAGCAGGUGGUUGACUCCUGUGAGGUUGACUUCAUUCAGGUGACAUCCAACGAGCAGCACAAGAUCACAGUGGACUGUGUUCCUGAAGAAAAACCAAACGAUGUCACAGUCCAGAAAACAAAAGUAAUCAGCCUGUUGGAGAGCAGUGAGGAUGAAGAUGAGUCUGCUGAAGAGGAGGAGGAGGAGAGGGAGAUUUCUGAAAUGGAGGAUUUGGAGUGCAGGCCUGAGGAGAGAAGUGGACCUUCCAAAAGCUCUGACACUGCAGGUCCAUCCGUCGAGGGACUGUUCAUGAUCGACACGCGGCCCGGAGAGGAGGCCGAUGAACUCUACCUGAAAGGAAGGCCGACCGAGGAUGAAGAGGAGAAAGCCACGAAGGCAGAGGGAGCAAAGCAGGAGGAGCAAGACGAGGAGUUUGUGGAUGAGGAGGGGGAUGAUGAUGAUGACGAAGAUGCAAUGAUCCUCUUCUCAAGUAAAAAUCAACAUGUAAAAGAAAUGUCGAGCCGCAUUGACCCCGGCAUCAGAGUCAAGGAUCUCGGGGGUUUAUACAUCAACUUUGAUGGCAGCAAAUCAAAACCCGUCUCCAAUUCGCUGCAAAAACUUAAGGGGAAAAAGAUGCAAGACGAGGUGAUGAAGAAGAGUGUGAUUGGACCGGAAUUUGAAAAGAAGGAUGCCGUGCCUCCAUAUAGUGAAUCUAAACAAGCCUUAAAGUUGAAACACAGAGUUGAGAGGGAGAAAUCAACAGGAGACAGUUGGUUUAACAUGAAAGCCCCAGAGAUCACUCCGGAGCUCAAAGGAGACCUUAACGUCCUCAAGAUGAGAGGCUCCAUGGACCCAAAGAGGUUCUACAAGAAGAACGACAGAGACGGCUUUCCCAAAUAUUUUCAGGUUGGUACAGUGGUGGACAAUCCAGUAGACUUUUAUCAUUCCCGGCUUCCAAAGAAGGCAAGGAAGAGGACCAUGGUGGAGGAGCUGAUGGCUGAUGCUGACUUCAGGCACAAAAACAAAAAGAAGUAUCAGGACAUUGUGGCGGAGAAAGCAGCACGAGGAGCUGGCAGGAGGCACAAGAAGAAUAAAUUCCAUAAGAAGUCAAAGUGAAGAUUUGAUGUGAUGAACACUGACUCUGAGUGGCUUUUAAUACAUAUACUGAUUAGAUCAACUCCGCUUAUUCAGCAGGAGGUUUAUCCAAGAUUUAAGCUAACGUUUUAUUUUGGGACUUUGAGAUUACAUGACAUCACAACUUUAUAGACUCUAACCCUCUCAGGAUCCUCUCCAAAGAUCAUUUUAGUUUGUCUCUAUGUAAAGAAGCAGACUGUUGUAACUUUGUACUGUUGCCAGAAACAUCUGAACAAUGUAACUUUAUAACUCAAAACCAACCUGGAUUUUUAAUCAAAUGCACCUGUGCUUUACAACAUGUUGAUCAUAGUCAAUAAUCAUAGUCAUUCUACAAACAAACUCAUCAUAUAAACAUUAAAAUAUGUUCUUUUGACUUGAA